This is a messenger RNA of Prunus armeniaca (apricot), 1299 nucleotides long. Lineage: Eukaryota; Viridiplantae; Streptophyta; Magnoliopsida; Rosales; Rosaceae. The record is from the annotation of a GenBank genome assembly.
AUGGCCCCAGACCAAGACGACGCCGUUCUGCCCGAAGGGGACCUCUCCUCCUCCUCCCAAGACGACGAGGAAGAAGACGACGUCGUCGACGACGACGAGGAAGAAGAUGACGUCGACGAUGACGACGACGUCCUAAAUGAUGAUGUCAUCAACUCUGCCUCCCCUUCCACCUCUUCUGCCGGCGCCACCGACUCUCUCCCCGUCGCCAUCGCUACUCCCACCGUCACCGUCGCCCUGCCCGCUCGGGACCCCCCUCCCUUGGCUCUGGCCACUACAACCUCCACCGCAACUACCGUAAUCGCCAACGACGCCGUAUUGUCCUCCGAUCCCAAACGACACGCCGUUCUGUCCCCCCAGCCCGAAGAGAAGAAGCCGGCGGCCCUCGACGACUCUCGGAGACUCUUCCAGAGGCUGUGGACCGACGAGGACGAGAUCGAGCUCUUGCAAGGCUUCCUCGACUACACGACGAUGCGAGGCAACAAAGGCUCGCACCACGGCCAAAACGACACCGCCUUGUUCUACGACCAGAUCAAGUCCAAGCUCCAGCUUGACUUCAACAAGAACCAGCUCGUCGAGAAGCUCCGGAGGCUGAAGAAGAAGUACCGGAACGUCCUCAACAAAAUCGCCAGCGGCAAAGAGGUUAGCUUCAAGAGCCCUCACGAUCAAGCCACGUUCGAGAUCUCCCGCAAGAUCUGGAGCAAUAUCGGCCGUAUCGGCCCUGAAGAUAACGCCUUGGACGAUGAAGAUCCGAGCCCUAACCCUAACAAUCCCAAUUUCAACAAUUAUGAGAUUAAGAACGAGGAGGCUGCUGGUUUCGCCGGCGAUAAGAAGUCCACGCCGAGAUCGCGCAAGCGCUCGCGAACGCAGCUUAGAGCCGAAGAAAAACCGCCACCGUCCCGUGGAGGUUUCGUUGAGCCAUCGCUUGUAAUUAAAGAUAAUAACAACAGCAUUAAUAACAGUAACCAUGGUGGUGGUGGUGGUAAUAGUUGCAGCAAUUGUAAUGUUCACGGGUUGAUUGAGGAGACGGUGAAGAGUUGUUUGUCUCCGUUGUUCAAGGAAUUGUUGAGUAGUGCAAUGGGCGGCGGGUCGGCUAGAGGGUUCGGAGGGUUGUCAUUGAAUCCUAUUCCAUUGAGCUUUGGCGGGCCGUCCAUGAAUUUGAAUUUUGGUGGUGGUGAAGGGGCAGAUGAGAAGUGGAGGAAGCAGCAGAUAUUGGAGUUGGAGGUAUACUCCAAGCGAUUGGAGUUGGUUCAAAAUCAGAUAAAAGUUGCAUUGGAGGAGUUACGAUCCAGCCGAGGCUGA